This is a messenger RNA of Tetrahymena thermophila SB210, 192 nucleotides long. RefSeq lists its product as hypothetical. Lineage: Eukaryota; Ciliophora; Oligohymenophorea; Hymenostomatida; Tetrahymenidae. The record is from RefSeq and is a predicted model, not a curated record. The transcript is spliced from 2 exons.
AUGGGUGCAUCAGGCUUAGGUUCUGGUUUAGCAAAUUGCAUUAAUCUCUCAAAUUUGAGACUUAACCUUUAUGGUAAUUAAAUUGGUGCAAUGGGUGCAUCAGGCUUAGGUUCUGGUUUAGCAAAUUGCAUUAAUCUCUCAAAUUUGAGACUUAACCUUUAGUAAAAACAGUUUAUUUGUUUUGGAUUGUGA